Messenger RNA from Sphenostylis stenocarpa, 1554 nucleotides. The record is from the annotation of a GenBank genome assembly. Lineage: Eukaryota; Viridiplantae; Streptophyta; Magnoliopsida; Fabales; Fabaceae.
AUGGAUGGUGCUGAACUGAUGAAUGUAUAUCUCCAGGUGUUUGGUUCAUUGGUCUUUUCAAUGGCAUUGGACCCACAAGGACACAAUCAAAGAUGUGUGGAAGCAUGCACAAAUUCAAUGAUGAGGGGGGAUUUGUGUAACAGUUCAGUUUAUCCACUUUCAUGCAUAGCAUCUGAUGUAUCUAAUGCUUUGGAAGCUAAAGUGAACAAGUCAAUGUUAGAAAAUUUGGUGACCUGCAAAAGUAAUUCUGAAGCUUUUUGUGUUCCUGAAGGUGUGCCAACCUUCUUCUCCAUGGAUAUAAUGAAUGUGGCAGAAGAAAUUAUCAUUACUGCAACAAAUAUCAGAUUCAAUGUUACUCCAUCAAAUGAUAUUAGUUUAAUGUGUUUUGUCCGCCACGGUGCAAUGCCUUCUGUGACUUCUAAUGAUUAUUCCAUUGAUAUAGCGAAACGCCGAUUGGUUAUUCAUUCACCAUUAAUUGGUCGUUGGUAUAUUAGUAUAGUACCAGUCAAUCUUACAAACACUCAGGUUAACAAUGUAAGAGUUUGCUAUUCAGUGGAAUCUCAAGUGCUUCAAUGUCCACUUGGGAAAGCUGGACCGAAUUGUACAAUGGAUAGCUACUUUCUUCAGACUUUUGUAAGGAGAGGUUCAACCCCUUUUGAGUCGUAUUAUUUACCAGUUGGUGGAGCAUCCUAUGAUUCUGCCAAUUUCCCAAUUGAACCACUUCUGAAAAACUCAUCAUACAUUGGAGAACCUGAUAACAUUUGGACUUACUUUCUUUUGGACAUUCCUCGUGGUGCAGCUGGAGGAAAUAUUCACAUACAAUUAUCCUCAGAUACGAAGAUUGGUUAUGAAGUGUAUGCUAGAUUUGGUGGAUUACCAUCUCUAGAUAGCUGGGACUAUUAUUAUGCUAACAACACAAGGAGAAGCGAUCCAUCUAUGUUUUUCACGCUAUAUGACUCGACUGAUGUCAAAGUGAAUUUUUAUAUUAUGUAUGCUAGAGAAGGAACUUGGGGUUUUGGUCUAAGACAUCUUAAUACCAGCAAUGAUUCCUUGAAAGGGCUAAAUAUCAUGUCUAUUUCACUUGAGCGAUGCCCAAAACGAUGUUCCUCUCAUGGAGACUGUAAAUUUUCAUUUGAUGCUAGUGGAUUGACAUCUUACAGCUUCUGCUCUUGUGAUCGAAACCAUGGUGGCUUUGACUGUAGCAUUGAGAUUGUAACUCAUCAAGGGCAUGUACGACAAUCGAUUUUUCUCAUUGCAUCAAAUGCUGCAGCCAUACUUCCUGCCUAUUGGGCCCUUCGGAAGAAGGCAUUAGCAGAAUGGGUUCUAUACACAUCCAGUGGGAUUUCAAGCGGACUAUACCAUGCGUGUGAUGUAGGAACCUGGUGUGCAUUGAACUAUAACGUCUUACAGUUCAUGGACUUCUGGCUAUCGUUCAUGGCUGUGAUUAGCACUUUUCUUUAUCUGACUACCAUUGAUGAAGUAUUUAAGAGGGCAAUCCAUACAGCUGUUGCUAUCCUUACUGCCCUGAUGGCUGCAACAAAAGCAACCAGGUAG